Molecule: messenger RNA, 1652 nt
Organism: Lampris incognitus (smalleye Pacific opah)
Lineage: Eukaryota; Metazoa; Chordata; Actinopteri; Lampriformes; Lampridae
Product: Allantoinase, mitochondrial
Biological process (GO): allantoin catabolic process; purine nucleobase catabolic process
Cellular component (GO): cytoplasm
Molecular function (GO): zinc ion binding; cobalt ion binding; allantoinase activity
Source: RefSeq, a predicted model, not a curated record
AUGGAGCUUGGAUCAACAGUCAGCGCUGUGAGAAGUAAGCGGGUAGUGGUUGGCAAUGAGGUCCAUCCUGCUGUCAUCAUAAUUAAGGAUGGGAAAAUUCAUAACAUCCUCUCAGAUGACUACACUGUGGAUUCUGAACAUGAGGUACUGGAUGUGGGCGACAGUGUGGUGAUGCCAGGCAUUGUAGAUUGUCACGUUCAUGUGAAUGAACCGGGCCGCACCAUGUGGGAGGGCUUUUGGACCGCUACGCAGGCAGCCGCGGCCGGAGGAGUGACCACGAUUGUGGACAUGCCCCUGAACAGCAUCCCGUCAACCACCACACUAAAUAAUUUUUAUGAGAAGACAAGGGAGGCCACACAGAAGUGUUUUGUGGACACAGCUUUCUGGGGUGGAGUGGUUCCUGGCAACCAGUUAGAGCUGAGGCCCAUGAUCCAGGCCGGAGUGGCUGGCUUCAAGUGUUUCCUGAUCCACAGUGGGGUGGACGAGUUCUGUCAUGUCACUGACACUGACCUGCACGCAGCCAUGAAACAGCUGCAAGGCACAGGGAGUGUGCUACUGUUUCAUGCUGAGAAGGAUGUUCAUCAGAUAUCUGAGGAGACAAGGGACCCCUGUGAGUACGCCACCUUUCUGCAGUCCAGGCCAGAUAUCAUGGAGGUCGAGGCAAUCCGCACCGUCACAGAGCUCUGCCUCCAGUACCAGGUGCGAUGCCACAUAGUCCACUUGUCCUCUGCUGAGCCACUGAAACUGAUCCAGGAAGCGCAGCGGGCUGGAGCUCCAUUGACAGUGGAGACUACCCACCACUACCUGUGCCUCACUGCAGAGGACAUACCUGCAGGGGCCACGCAGUUCAAGUGCUGCCCUCCUAUCAGAGGACAUGCCAACCAGGGGCAGCUAUGGUCUGCACUGAAAGCGGGACAGAUUGACAUGGUUGUGUCUGAUCACUCCCCCUGCACCCCCGAUUUGAAGAAACUGGGUAGCGGAGACUUCACUCAGGCUUGGGGAGGAAUCUCUUCCCUACAAUUGGGUUUGCCUCUCUUCUGGAGUUCAGCCAGUCAGAGAGGCUUUUUGCUGCCUGAUGUGGUGAGGCUCCUCUGCCAGAAAACCGCCCACCUUUGUAGUCUUGGUGACCGGAAAGGGAGCCUUGUCCCUGGUUAUGAUGCUGACUUGGUCAUAUGGGACCCAGAGAAAGAAUUCAAGGUCACAGAGGCAAGCAUACAUCAUAAGAACAAGUUAACUCCUUACCUUGGCCAGACUUUACAUGGAGUGGUGUGGGCCACCAUUGUGAGGGGAAGGCUGGUGUACAGACAGGGCUGUUUCUCUCCUGAGCCUCUGGGGAAACACCUCCUCAUUCAUCACCGGACACCUCAGGGCCAACCAUAGCACAUAUUGACAUGGGGUAGACGAAUAAAUCUCAAUAGGUCUUUUAAUCUUAACUCUGUUGUUUGCUUCUUUACUGAAGAGUUCACAAGGAUGCCCCCCCCCUUUCUCUGGCACAAAUUGCACCGGGGGCAGACAAUUCAUUGAUAUUCCCUCAUUAACUCUCUGUGCUUAUCACGUGGGAGUUAUUGAAGGGUGAGGAAUAAAAAAAAAAGACACACUUCCCUUGUGUUCCCUCUCUUGAAGAGAAAGUGAGGGCAUGUGAAUGAUUAAUU